Ogataea philodendri is the source of this 576-nucleotide messenger RNA. RefSeq lists its product as uncharacterized. Gene Ontology annotation, biological process: small GTPase-mediated signal transduction. NCBI's taxonomy places the organism in Eukaryota, Fungi, Ascomycota, Pichiomycetes, Pichiales, Pichiaceae. The transcript has a single exon. The coding region runs from base 1 to 576 and encodes 191 amino acids. The record is from RefSeq and is a predicted model, not a curated record. Gene Ontology annotation, molecular function: GTP binding; GTPase activity.
AUGAUGACGAUCAAGUGUGUCGUGGUGGGAGAUGGUGCCGUUGGUAAAACGUGCUUACUGAUCUCUUAUACCACCAACAAAUUCCCAGAGGAUUACGUCCCUACCGUGUUUGAUAACUAUGCAGUGACGGUCAUGAUCGGCGACGAACCAUAUACCGUGGGGUUGUUUGAUACUGCCGGACAAGAAGACUACGAUAGACUCAGACCGCUGUCCUACCCACAAACAGACGUGUUUUUGAUCUGUUUCUCUGUGGUUGUGCCUUCGUCGUUCGAUAACGUUAGAGAGAAGUGGUUCCCAGAAGUCAGCCACCAUGCUCCGCAGGUUCCAUGUUUGAUUGUGGGUACACAAAUCGAUCUGCGGAAAGACCCUACAGCACUGGCCAACUUGAUGAGACAGGGCCAGAAGCCAAUCUCGCCACAGCAAGGUGAAAAGCUCGCCAAAGACCUCAAGGCCGUGAAAUACGUCGAAUGUUCCGCUUUGAGCCAGGAGGGAUUAAAGAACGUUUUUGAUGAGGCCAUAGUCGCUGCACUCGAGCCUCCAGUCAUCAAAAAGACCAAAAAGUGCACCAUUCUAUGA